AAAAACGCUCUUUAAAAUCUUAAGCGGAACUAUAGCGAAACAGAGACCGAUCCGCCCGGACCUUUUACGGUGAUGCACCGGAGGAUUGUGUGACCUAAGCCUGUCAUUCUAAAACCGCUUUUGUUUGGAUCUGAGGAAGAAGGUCACACAGAAAUAUCUACCAUGACGCUUUUUCAUUUCGGAAACUGUUUUUCUUUGGCGUAUUUCCCUUAUUUCAUCACUUAUAAAUGUAGCGGAUUGUCAGAAUACAAUGCAUUUUGGAGAUGUGUCCAAGCAGGUGCUACCUACCUCUUCGUACAGCUGUGCAAGAUGCUGUUCCUUGCCACAUUUUUUCCCACCUGGGAGGGAGGUGCUGGCGUGUAUGAUUUUGUUGGGGAGUUCAUGAAGGCCACAGUGGACAUGGCUGACCUUCUAGGUCUUCAUCUGGUUAUGUCCAGGAAUGCUGGGAAAGGAGAAUAUAAGAUCAUGGUGGCAGCAAUGGGCUGGGCUACAGCAGAGCUCAUCAUGUCAAGAUGUAUACCUUUAUGGGUGGGAGCACGUGGCAUUGAGUUUGACUGGAAAUACAUCCAAAUGAGUUUUGAUUCCAACAUCAGUCUGGUGCAUUAUAUUGCAAUGGCAGCAGUUGUGUGGAUGUUCACCCGUUACGACCUUCCGAAAAGCUUUCGUCUUCCAGUCACCAUCCUUCUGGGGUUGUGUGUUUAUAAGGGCUUUUUAAUGGAACUGUUUGUUCAUGUUUUCCUUCUGGGCAGCUGGACGGCCCUUCUGGUGAAAGCUGUCCUUACUGGUGCCAUCUCCCUCAGUUCACUCUUUCUGUUUGUUACACUCGUUCACAGCAGCUAAACUUUCAAAACUGUCUGCGCUGUAUGGUGCCACCUACAUGUCAAGUAUUUCAGGAGCAAAACCACAUUCCUUCAAUGAAAACUGUUCACGGUAACUGCCAUCAAGAAGUGACUGUGAAAAAAUCACUUCAUCCAAAAAUGAAAAUUCUGUCAUUAUUUUAUCACACUUAUUACACACCCAUGUGUAUUUUUUUCUGUGUUAUGCAUAAUGAAUGCUGAAUCAGCUCUGGUUUACUUAAAAGAAGAUACAUACGUGUACAGCAAUAACAAAAAGCACCAUUAAAGUAACCUAUUUUGACUUGUGCAUUAUAUUUCAGAUGUUCUGAAGCCAUACAUUGUGUGUGUGAGUCACAGAAAAUCUUCAUUAAAUGAAUUUUUAAACAUCCAUAUAGUUUGUAAGUUCUCACACAAAAAGACUUGAAAUAUAACACACAAGUCAUAUGAACUACAACAUGACGUUAUUUCCAUUUUUGGGUAUACAGUUUAUUUAAUAAUAAAGUUGUUUGUACGCUACUAAUAAAUUAAUACAUAAAUACA
Misgurnus anguillicaudatus (oriental weatherfish) is the source of this 1376-nucleotide messenger RNA. NCBI's taxonomy places the organism in Eukaryota, Metazoa, Chordata, Actinopteri, Cypriniformes, Cobitidae. The record is from RefSeq and is a predicted model, not a curated record.